Bombus impatiens (common eastern bumble bee) is the source of this 9420-nucleotide messenger RNA. RefSeq lists its product as uncharacterized. Lineage: Eukaryota; Metazoa; Arthropoda; Insecta; Hymenoptera; Apidae. Bases 17 to 4063 code for a protein of 1348 amino acids. The transcript has 15 exons. The record is from RefSeq and is a predicted model, not a curated record.
UCUCUCGCAACGAAGAAUGAGCAAUACGUUUUCGGGACAACGAUGGAUCGUGCAACGAGAAUCGCGUGGAUCAUUUAAGGUCGGGGGCGAUCAAUGCCCGAUGGCGUGGACUGGAACGCAACGCUGGAGAAAUCCUGCUCCAGAAGGUGACGAUGUACAACGAUCGAUCGAGCUGCUGGACAAAGUGCUCUCAGAGUACGACGAGCACGAAGCAGAGGGCGAAGGUGGUGGAGGCGUCGGCGUCGGCAGUGGCGGUGGCGGCGGCGGUGGCGGUGGCGGUGGCGUUAUUUCAUCCACUAAACGUUAUAACAGAUAUACUUCGUUUAAAAUAUUUUCUAUAUUUUCCCAUAUUAUGUACGUUUUAUGGAACCUUAAAUCUCCCAACAACUCCCAUAAAUGGCUAAAAAUGCGCAGUCUAGCGACGAUAUUAUUAAAUCGACGAGACGUUAAAAGGAUUAAAAUAAAAGGGCAUCAAUCCGAGGACGACGGUUACAUGAGUAUGAAUGGACGAAAAGCGAAGAUGGCCCUGAUAGCGCUGCGUCCAGUUCCAGAUUGUCCAGAGCCACAGGAUCUCGCGGGAAUAUCUACGCAAGAAUUUCCGCCACCGCCGGAAGAAGCCGAACGAAUCAUUUCUACUUUGUUGCCCAUGGUAUCGCCUGGAAAUUCUUCGAAGAGAAACCAAGGUCACUCCUCUUCUCGUCGAAGCGGUCGCCAACAGUGGAUGAUAGCCAUGGAGGACAGCAUACGACAUGGAAACGGUAGCACGGUUACCACUCAAACGACUCUCCCCAAAACUCGACAUCAGAGACCGUAUGGCUGGGAAAACGGGAACAGCGAAGCAUUGAAAUUGGCUCAACCUCCGAGCCCGCCGAGCAAAUUCGCCAGCUUACCAUACGAUGGUAAGGUGUCUUUCGGUUGGAUCCCGCCACGAACCAAUCCAACUACCAUUGAGAAGCACCGCGAGGUUAGACGUCGAUCAUCGGAAGAAGAUGGCCUCGAGGCGGACAAAAAUCAUCGACAGAGCUUCGACAAGGAUCGAACGCCUCAUCUACGAAAGCAACGUCAAAGUAACGAAAUCACCAAGUCGAGCAGCGUGGAGGAUCGUCUGCUGAUGAAUCACGAGCAAUCCGAGCAGAACAGCCGAAGAAGAAACGAUUCUGACUCGAGCGAAGGCAGAUUCUCGAGAAACUCCGAAUCAGAGAGAUCUUCUAUCCCACGGUCGAGCUCGGUCAGCGUCGAAAGAUAUUCGAUGCGAGCUACUUGCGGAUCAUCCGACUUUUCCAGGGCGAACUCCACCUCGAACGAAAGAUUCCACUCAGAUUUUUCGAUAGCCGUGGCCAGUGCCAGUUCCAACGAUCGAGUCUCCGUGCCAACGUCCGAUCCUUUCUCCAUUCGAAAUCUCGACUUCGUUUCCUUCUCUUUGCCGACCAGAACAGACUCCAAUGAAAGAUUCUCGGCACCAACUUCGGACAGGUGUUCGGAGGAACGCUACUCGGACAUGUUCUCCACGAGGAAUUCGGACUUCUCCACGAGGAAUUCCACAGACUUUAGGACUCAAUCUGAGGAGGAGAGAUUUUCCGACGACUCGUUGGAGGAGCUUCUGCCUCCUCCUCCGCCCAUCAGUAAGAGACAUUCUAUUGCUUGGGAAGUACCUCUGGAGGAUGAUCCACUUUAUGCUCCCGGAAGUACCAAGGUGAUUGGUAGGAGACGACGUAAAAGCAGCGACGUGUCCAGCGUCGGAUCAGCAUCGAAACUACGCGACUUCGACGACUGGCAAGAUCCCCGGUUAUCGACCACUGACGAUGAUCUAGUCUCUCCGUACUCGGACUCCUCGACGAACGAGCUUGAUCAGAUACGACCCCAAGAACUAACCAAGAACGGCACUUACGUGAUACGUCGUGGUCGAAAGAAAGAACGAAAAAGUUUACCAAAAGUCCCGACCAAAACCAAAAGCUUAUCGUUUGAGAAUAACGAGGAGAAUCGGUUGUCCGACGUGAAACGAUACUCGAGUACUUUCGAUAAUAUUAGAAGUCUCCUGAGAGAAAAUAAACUGGAUGAACCUAUGAACGAUCCACCGAUGGAAUUUCCACCGUCGGUUCCACCCGACCUGGUCAGAGUCGUUUCUCUUCCAGCGAUUAACGACGAAACCGGCAAUUGGCCGCGAGAAUUGGAAGUAACUGUCGAAGAGGAAGAAAGUUCAGACCUUUCAGACAAGGAUAAAAAACCUCGGGAGAUGUUCGAGCUGCUCCAGUUGUCGUCCUCGUUAUCGUCCACCGACAAUCCUGAGAGAGACAGAAUCGAUGUCGAUUUGUCGAAUCAAGAAUCGAGAAACGCUACUACCGAGUUGAACAGCACGUGCAACGGAGUUUCGCUAUCAGCCUCUAACAGCUAUUCGAAAGGGUUCGCUGGCUUAACACCGUCUAGUGGGAAUGUGUUUAACGAGGAACCAAGAAAAUCUCCAAAUUGUAGUAACGAACAUCGAUUAACGUCCAAGAUCCCUGUUAACCUACUGAUUGAAGAUCAGAUUGUGAAAAAAGCUUUGAAGGAAAAUCGUAGACAAUUGGAGAAGGUCAGUGAUGCGAUCAAGGAAAUUGAGAAUGUGAAGAAUAGCGAGUCUUAUUCGGAGAGCAAGACACGAUGGGCAAGGAGUGGAGAAGCGAAGCAACCAUUGGCAAGAAAAAGCAGUCUUGACAGCGAAUCGAAUGAUCGUGGAGUUGUGGAUCGAAGUGGAGCGAGGAAACAGCAUCAUGAUUCGGAUUUUGAUUCGGAUACAGCGUCUAAAACCAGUCCUGAAACAACGGAUAUAGAGGCGAAAAGAACUAAUGGGUCGGAUAUCUAUGCGUCGGGAAAAAGAUUGAGACAGAAUGGAGUUGUUGAGACUCAUAAGAAUGAUCAAAAGCAGAUUGAAAAUGUGAUCGACGCUAUUCUUGAAGAUUCCAAGAAUCCAGAUUUUCAGGUGAGCGUGGAAGUUCUUGAGUUUCCUCCGUUACCACCAUCGCCUGUCGAGGAAGCGGACGAAGAAAGUUCAGACAUUGGUCAGACUGCCGCAAUCGUCUCUAAGCCAAAAAAUCAUAGCAAUCGAACGAUGGAGUACAGACCUAGGGUACCACCUCAUCGUGGACCUGUUGCUAAUCAUUCCCUCUCGGAUUCGAAAGAUCAACAAACGUCUCUCAAUACCAGAUCCAUGGAUGCUGGAUUUUCUCGGGGUAAAAGAACAACACCUAGUGCCACCAAUUCCAGACGAGAGCAAAUACCCGUGGAACGAAGGACUUUGCCUACGGACCUACCUGGACCUUCACGACGACGUCCCUUCACCAAGAGACAUUCGCCAUCGGCGGAACCGUGCUCCUCGGUUGGAAAUGGGGGCUGUAGUAGCAGUACUAACGCAAACGGGGCAAACAACGGAGCUUGUAGCAGCAGCAGUGGAACCACCGGUAACAUAGCGACUGGUACCAGCGGAAUGCAAACCUCUUGUUCGCUUCCAGAAACCCCUGUUUUCGCUAGAGGGAGCGACAUUCCCAGAACUCCCCAGCAUGCCAGCAAUUCGACACAGAUGCGUCGACAACCUGGUUGGUACGCUCCAACCACGGCUACCACCGGGUAUCGCAGGAAUAACCCGGGUUUGGAACAGGCGAUAAUCGGAACCGAGUUGUUGCGAUUAGCCGGUGGCCCGAAUCGUGGAUGGUACCCUACGAGGAAGGCGAACCAACCGCGGCCAGCCUCGAUCGAGCAUCUCGAAAGACUAAACAACGCGUACGAUCCACGCUUGGCUGGUUCCGGAGACCAAAGGAAACCAUUGACUCUGCCGACAAACAUCACACCGAACAAAUACUUCGGCCAAAGUAAGCACAGCUCCGCCUCCAGUACUCGCGAGGCGCUACGGAGGGUCACUAGCUUGCUCAUCAAGAAAGGAAGUGGCAGCAAGGAUGGCAAAAGUGGAAAGGACAAUGCAUCACCGUGUGGCCCAUACGCAGCUGCCGAAUGCGGGGACGCGCCGAAGAAGAAAGGAUUCUUCAAAGGUUUCUGGAAGAGGUCGCGUCAUUAUUCGCUGGAGAACCAAUAGCCCAGGUUAGGCGGUAGGGUGACGGGCCAGCAACGACAGAGACAGGCGCCACGGCAACAGCACCAUUAUCGGCACCACGUCGCUACGAGCGCUUUGACACACAGUGCUUGCUGUUGCAUCGUCCAGUAACCUCGGUGCUGCUUCGUGGUAGAUGCAGCGACAAGGUUCGCGUUCCUUCGUCCAUUUCAUCGAGCUUUUAUUCCGCCCGAUCGGUGGUCUCCGAGUCCAACAAGCUGCGUCAGCCCGUGGGUAAAAUCUUUUUGCGUAUUAAUUACGUUUCUCUGUCCCUCCUUGUUUCUUUUUUCUUCAACACUCUCCGACUAUUCGGCUAAAAGAUUUUCUUUCCAUUCCUUCCGUUUCUCGUUACAUCCGGCCGUAUGCGGUAGUUAGGCUGUUUCGUAAAUUAUGCCACGAGCAGCAAAGGGCGGGUUCUAUACGAAAAAUAAGCCGAAAAUGUAGAAUAAUAUAUUUUGAUUUAAAGCCUUGUUUGUCUAUUCUGCUUGACGCAAUGCGAUAAAUAUAAAUCCAAGUAGGAGUAUUAGUAUGCAGCGAGAUCCUUCAAGUCGAAACAUAGACAACCUUGCAGAGUUGCUCGUAUUUUUAAUGCGUCUGUCUUUAAUUUUCUACAGCAAAGAAACGCUUUUAAACUGUUCCAAGACAAUCUUUAGUUUGAUAGAAUCGAGCAAGAAGAAAUUAAUUGGAUGGAGGAUUGGCCAAAAUGUAUGUUAGAAUUAAGGCCGCAUGCGUAAUAAAUAUAUAUUAAUUAAUUAAACUCAAAUUCUCCAAAGAUCGAAUAAAUAGAGCUUGUGAAAAGACAAAAGAAGCGUGCUCUACGUUUUCAACUUAUUUUGUCGCAUAGAAUCGUCACUUGCUUGUUGGUCUUGCUUGUCUCGAGGUCGAGGUUGUACCAUCAAUUACAAGAUAACCUGCAAAUGAGAUUACGCUACGUUACGUUUUCGUUACCAUACUAAAUCGUUUCGUUCCUCUCGCACAGCUCGUUUGCUCGUGCGAGCGCGUUGCUCGAAAGCGCGAAGCGGAAUAGAAGCAACGAGGCAAAGUGCUGCGCGAAUCGUGUCGAUUUCGUCACCAGCUGGCGUUGUUCGAAUCAUUCGAGCAAGUCAUAAAUCGACUUUUGCUAAAUCGAAUCUAUAUCGAACUUAAGUCGUGUAAACAACAUGAAGUACGCGAUAUAAAACAGAAUUCGAGCAACGACACAGCGGCAGCAGUUGAUCCGUUGACUCGUUCGUUUACUCUAUUUAUUUCUAUUUCCUGAAACGCAUAGAAGAAGAAAACCGACACGACACCACUAUAUAGCAAGAUUUUUCAAUGGUAAGAUGGUUCGAAUUUGCUCGCAAGACUUGUAUACGCGCUGAGUUUCGCGUCACGAGCAGUUAAACGUUCGAUAGUUUUUCCAUUCGAGAGGUAAAUCGCAAGCUUUGUACGGCUUAACCUAAUUGUUAGAUGGAUUUCGAUUAAACGAAACUUUUACUUUACAGAGGUAACAGCACCGAUUAAGUCCUACGACUUAUUAUUAAUGUCAUCGGGGGUGGAAGGUUAGAUCAGAGUCGAUUGGAAUGGGCAACUGCUUGAUUAGUAAAUGCCAAAAAGUACACGGUAGUCGGCUUUCUGAUUGACGGACUCGAUCGAUAAUCGACGAUCAUUGCGAUUUAUCGACGAUCGGUCGACGAGUUGCGACCUAUUGCGUGCAUCAGAACACCAUAGGCGUUUCUGUCCCAUCAUCUUUCUUGUGUGUAUCCGACACGCCAGCACGUUUAUAGAGAGCAAAUAAACUAUAAGUUAUCAAGUAUUCGAGUACUCGGUUAUCUACAUACGUGUACUUUAGACGGCGUUUAUUACUCGCGUAUUAUGGCAGAGGCAAUAGAGAGAAAGAAGAAAGCGUAGAAAAACGCACGGAGGGACGAAUACGUGCGGAAUCAUGACCAUGUAAAAAGCAAUCACAUUGUAUUUACUAUACGUAUUUAUUGUUAUUCGAGCAAUUUGUAAUUAUACCAACGAAACGUUCCCUCUAGUUUCAACGUUACCAUAUAAAUAACUAUUUUUAUUACGGCAAUUCAUUACCUGUAUCAUCAUCAUCAUCAUCGUCAUCGUCAUCACCACCAUUGUUGUCAUCCUCGUCGUUAUUUAUUUCUCAUUUCUGUUGUUAAGUUGGUACGUAUGAAAUAUGCUGUCCCGCCAAAUAAGAUUUCGAUCGAUAUAUUUUAUACGAUUCAAUGCUCUGUUUUAAUGAUCAAUUAACGUCAUUAUUCCAGGUUUAUAAGAAUUAUCGGCUGGAAAAUUCAGAUCAAUUUCUUCGGUUAUAGCUUCUUUUUCGGUAAUUUACGCAUUGGAAGAUUGCAAGAUGGGAUAAAAGUUGUGUUUAACUUUAUCAAAUACUAAAUGUUGGUUUUCAGCAACUUUCGUGCCACUUUUUUUCAAAAUUUAGGCCCAUAAAAAAUUACACGAACUUUCUGGCUAUCUAGAAAUAAUAAUAAAAUUUUGGUAUAUUUAUUAUAAAUUUCCUUACAUGAAAAAUUACGUUAAACUUACAUGAUUUAUGGUAAAUUUUAUAAUAUGUUUGAUAAUUGACGAUAGAUCAAAAUUGAAUGGAUGGUAUUAGAGCGCCAAAUUUGAAUUUGAGGAAACACUUCAUACGCUCCAACUUAAUACACAUAAUUAGUACCAAUAACCACUUUCGUCGCCACAAUUGUUGCCACUGUGUUUUAUUUAUAUCUUUUCCUCCUUUAUUAUCAUAAUUUUUCCCUUUUAGUCGCCUUUCACGGCACGCAGGGAUUGCAUAUCUGGGCCUAUCGAGUUCCUGAACCUAAAAGGACUUACUAUUGUAAUAUUAAUAUUAUUAUUGCUAUUUAUUUGAAUUAUUAUCGUAGGGUUGUUGUUACGAUCAUUGUUAUUACCAUUGUUAAUCCUGAAACGCUAUCACCAAAAUGAUAAUGCUUAUGCAGAGAACGUUGAAACACGCAAGUGAAACGCAAAAGACGAUAAAUGCGUUAUCGUUACGAAACGGUAAUCAGUGUUAUCUAGAACUAGCGGUUGAAUUACUUACUUACUUGCUUACUUACUCAAUUACUAUUAUCGAUAAUCCUCUAUUUGUAUGAUAUAUAGAAGGCGAAUUAAGAUUAUAUAGCCAGUAAUGUAACAAAAUGGUCACGAUAAUAACGAUAACUCUCGCGAAAAUUACAUCUAGUAGAGAAUUGGAAAAUUCGAUAUAGGAUGUAGCAGACGACAUUCUCCUCUCGAAUUAUCGACAAAGUCGAUUCCAAUCGGAAAAUUGCUUGAAUGCCAAAGAUUGCCUUCGCAAUAUAUCGCCAACUCGGCCAACGCAUACAAACCUAUAGAAAAUCACAUUUCUUGGUAUUUGUUCGAAUUUCAUUUUACUUCGAUUCUUUAUACAAUUUUGUACGAACCCCUAAGUGCAAAUUUUAGUCGAUCAAUCGAACGAACAAUCGUUUCCCUUUCUCUUUCAUUUCCUAAUUCCUUUUCCUUUCCUCGUUUCAAGCGCCAACCAAACGCAACAACGUGAAUCUCUCCAUCGUGUUCGUGGUCGUGAUCGUUGUCGUCGUCGUCCUUCGAAAUACGCGGAAACAGAAUUUCCCUAUGAAUCGUGUUCAUCGUGGAAACAUGUUUGCACGUCAUUUCACUUUGUAGGUUAUUUAAAACGUAUUUUAAAUAAUCGUAUCGUUCGCGGCUUGUUCGAUAUAUCGAAUACAGCGGGAAAUCGUUGGAACGAUUACGAGGGCGAUAACACGAGCACGUGACUUAAAAGGACGCUGGAAUUUCAAGGAAGAGGAAAGAAGAAAUAAGACAGAAGAAAACGAAAGAAAGAAAGAAAUGUGGCAAUCGUCGCUCGGCCGCAACAUAGGUUAUGAUACCGCUUUUUUCUCCCUGCGUGAUAUAUUUAUUUAUUUUAACGCGGUUUUAUUACACACUCUAUGUAUAGUGGCACUUGUAAAUAACGAUCGCGAAUCAUAAGGAUACGUGACAAAGGAACGCAAGAAGAGAGCAACUGUUCCGCGAUCUUUUCGCCGUGAAAAGAUCGAGCUAGGACUGUGAGAACGAUGGGCAUUCGAGAUACGCAUCGGCCGCGUGCUAGUUGUUGCUACCGCUGCUGUUGCUGCUAUUGCUGUUACCGUUGCUACUGUUACUAAGUACUACAGUUACAAAAACCCUAGGGCACGCUGGCCGCUUUGUCGCACAUUCGUUGACAUGCAUGCACACCUAUCUAAUAAGAUAACUUAAAAGGUAAUCUAAUAAAGGUUAAUGCUACUUAAACUUAAUGCCAUUUAAACGAACGUUUGUAAAGCAAUCUUCGUCCCAGCGUUGCGCGGUAUGCUAUAUCUCAUUUUACGCACACGCGUGUACGUGUUCAAUCACUUUUUUCAACGGUGUCUUCUGUUCUCUUCGUCAUCUUCCAUCAUUUUCUUCUUUUUCGUCUUCUUCUUCUUCUUGUUUGCUUCUGCCCCUGCCCCUGUUCUCUCCCUUUCUCUCCCUCUUAUCUGCGAUUUCAACAAAACAACCGUUGUUUCCCUCGAACGGGUAGUAUCGUGAAAUAAUCACCGCUAGCCGUGGAGACCCCAUUUGGAAAGGAGAGAAGCACCGAAAUGCCUAAACUUUCUUGACAAAUAGCCAAGAACAGAUAGAACGAAGAACGAGGGGAAAGAUGGAUUUCUUCGGAAAAAAAUUUCGAAUGUUUCGAAACGAGUCGAGACGAGUCGAGGGACUCAUUCGUGUUUCCCGUGUUAAAUAUGCGUUAAAUACGAAGGAAAAAUGUGCGCGAUACUCGUGUAACACAGAUUUUGAACAUUUUAAUCCCGGUAACAGGUGAGACAUUUCGAAAGUUAAGUAUCGAAACGUUGUCACCCGUAUUAACCUUUUUCACAUGUGUUCUGAACAUGAUUGUAUUCGAGAAAUUCCAAUACAUCACCGAUAGAAUAAGAGACGCACACUGUGCACACUAAAGCCAAGUUACGGAAGUUGCCGGGCAUGUAAUACGAUACGAUACGAUAUUCGUGUACGCCAUUAUCAAAUCCACUGUUGUUUAACUAGCCACGAUGUUAAGACCGGUUCGUUGGGCGCAUCGUUUCUUCUAGUCUUUGUCUCCCUGAAUGAAAACGAGCGUGUACAAGUUGGAAAAGAAACGGGUCAAAAGCGGAAACAAACUCGGGUAAAUAAAAUGUGUAUGCUUCGCGUAGUUUUAACGAUUUGUAGAUUACACAGAGUAGAUGGACAAAGUCUGUGAAAGGACUAACGCAAACGAGGAGAACAUUUUAGUACAAAUUCGAUAGCUUUAUCGUUUCAUCGUUGGAAGAACAAGGAUUAAAGGUACUAAAAAAGAAAGAAAA